AAGACGACAUGAGUGCGUGCCCGUACGCCGCCUUUGGCGCUUUUCGGUAUUUCGUGGCCGACAGUACGUGCAAAAGUGACACGUGCAUCGUCGACGCCGCGUGCACGACGUGGUCGUCCCAAGUUGGGCGAAUGACGCGCUUUGAUCUUCCCGCCGGCACGCGCAUUGGCAAUUUGACCAACUUUGCCAGCACCACUCUGACGCUCAAUGGCUCGGACCGCGCGGUGGGCGACCUCUUCACGCGCGCGCUGCUGCCGCCAACGUUGCGUUCCUUAACGUUUGAGAGCAUGCGUCUGAGCCCACUGCGCACGCUGCCGCUGCCGCCGGGCGUUCUGCACUUAACGAUUCAUGACUGUGCGCUGGUGGCCGUCGACACGCUCGAUAAGCUGCAGUGGCCACCGCUCUUGGCGUCCUUGACGCUGCGUCAAACAAACGUCCUCGACUUACCCGACCUCACCACCUUGCCGCCAAGCGUCACCGAGCUAUACAUUGCUGAAGACAAGGUGACCACUCUCCAAGACUACGACUGGUCCCACCUCGAAGCCAUUACCUUGGAGUCGACAGCGCGCCCAAUUCGGUUGACCAACGUCACCUUUUCGUCGCGGCUUCAAACCUUCGACUUUGACAACGUCAACAUUGUCAACAUGACGAUCGACAAUGCCACGUUCCACGCGCUGGUCGCCCUCUCGCCGAGGAGCGUCAGCGACAAACGAGGCUAUCGCAUUGGCUCGAUACAAACAAGUGCGGACGACUGCACACUCCAAGGCGGCCAGCCCCGUACGCUAUGGAGCCCCACAAACAGUGUGUGCGUGCUGGUCCCUGCGCCAACGCUGGCACCGUCCGAGCAGCUGCCGCCCCAACUGUCGCGCGUGGGUAUGGGUCUCGGUAUUGCGGCCGGUGUCCUUGCCGUCGGGCUCAUCAUCGCUCUCACCAUCUACCGCCGCCUGAGAAAAAAGCGAGCGCUCGACCAUGGCUCGACCAUGGCCUCGUCCGUGCUCGCAGAGGAGCUUCGCCAUCUCGACCUGUACAAGCUCGACCCGCUUCUGUUGCACACCACGUCCAAGACGCCGCUGGCGGCCGGUGCCUUUGGCGAAGUCUGGCGCGGCACGUACAACGAGGGCCCUGUCGCUAUCAAGCGCAACAAGAACAAGGAUCCCGUCUCGGUCCAGCACUUUAUCGCCGAGAUCAGCCUCAUGGCCAAGAUGGAGAGCCCGUACAUUGUCAAGCUCGUUGGCGCCAGCUGGACACGCCCCAUUGACAUUGAAGCGGUCGUCGAGUACAUGGACCUCGGCGACCUCCGUACCUACCUCGCGACCCACAUGGCGACGCAGUUUCCGUGGAGCGACAAGGCUCUCUGCGUCCAGAGUAUCGUCUUUGGCCUUGUCUACCUCCACACGUUCGACCCGCCGAUCAUCCACCGCGAUCUCAAGUCCAAGAAUAUCCUGCUCGACGCGGUCAAAGGCACCAAGUUCACCGACUUUGGCAUCUCGCGCGAGAUCGACGAGUCGAGCAUGACCAACGGCAUUGGUACGUACCAGUGGAUGGCCCCCGAGGUCAUUAGCGGGACGCGCUACUCGGCGGCCGCCGACGUCUACUCGUUUGGGGUCGUUUUGGCCGAGCUGAGUACCCACCAAGUCCCGUACUCGGAUGCAGUUCAUCCCGAGACGGGUCGCGCACUCACACAGCAGUCGAUUCUGUCGAAAGUGACAACGGGCGAGCUCCAGCCGACGUUUGAUGCGACGACGCCGAUGUAUGUCAAGGACUGA
Molecule: messenger RNA, 1766 nt
Organism: Saprolegnia diclina VS20
Lineage: Eukaryota; Oomycota; Saprolegniomycetes; Saprolegniales; Saprolegniaceae
Product: TKL protein kinase
Exons: 12
Coding region: 9-1766 (585 amino acids)
Biological process (GO): protein phosphorylation
Molecular function (GO): ATP binding; protein kinase activity
Source: RefSeq, a predicted model, not a curated record